CUACAAGCCCCAGCGAAGAAAUCUCCGCUUGUUCCUCUCCUCCUUGGCCAAUGCAAAGCAUGCGAGCGGCGCGCGCCUCGUAGAACCCUCUGCUUCCAUCCACCGCCGCAACCCCAACUCCCGAAUCCCAGUCCUCCUAAUCCUCCCAUGGCGUGGCUGCACGCCGCGGCCGCAGCCAUGGUCGUGGCGGCCCUCAUCGUAGCCGUGGCCGUGGUCAUCCCGCGGCCCGCGGCGGCGUCCGGGGUCGGGGUGAACUGGGGCACGAUGAUGUCGCACCCGAUGCACCCGGCCGCGGUGGUCCGCAUGCUGGCGGCCAACGGCGUCGACCGGGUGAAGAUGUUCGACGCCGACCCCUGGACGGUCUCCGCGCUCGCCGGCUCCGGGGUCCAGGCCAUGCUCGCCGUCCCCAACGACCACCUCGCCUCCGUCGCCCGCGACCGCCGCCGCGCCCGCGACUGGGUCCGCGACAACGUCACCCGCAACCUCCACGACGGCGUCGACAUCAGGUAUGUGGCUGUUGGCAAUGAACCUUUUCUGAAGAGCUACAAUGGCAGCUUCAUCAACAUUACCUUUCCUGCACUCAAGAAUAUUCAGAGAGCUCUAGAUGAGGCUGGUUUACUUGUCAAGGCAGUUGUUCCCCUGAAUGCUGAUGUCUACAAUUCCCCUGAGAAUAAUCCAGUGCCAUCUGCUGGGAAUUUCCGCAGGGAUAUCAACGCUCUCAUGGUUGACAUUGUCAAUUUCCUCCAUAGGAAUGAUGCACCCUUUGUUGUCAACAUCUACCCAUAUCUCAGCCUAUACCAGAAUGCAAACUUCCCACUAAAUUUCUCCUUCUUUGAUGGUGGUAGCAAACCAGUUUAUGACAAAGGAAUGGUGUACACCAACGUGUUCGAUGCCAACUUCGAUACUCUUGUUUGGUCAUUAAGGAAAGCUGGAGUGCCGGACAUGAAAAUUAUAGUAGGUGAGAUUGGCUGGCCAACAGAUGGUGAUAAGAAUGCUAAUGUCAAAUAUGCACAGAAGUUCUAUGAUGGUUUUCUGAAAAAGAUUUCCAAAAAUGUUGGGACGCCUCUCAGACCUGGUCGCAUGGAAGCCUACCUAUUUGCAUUGAUCGAUGAGAACCAGAAGAGCGUGCUGCCUGGGCGCUUUGAACGCCACUGGGGAUUAUUCACAUAUGAUGGAAAACCAAAGUUCUCUAUGGAUCUCAGUGGAAAUGGCCAAAACAAGUUUCUGUUUGGAGUUGAAGGAGUGCAGUACUUGCCAUCCCAGUGGUGUGUUUUCAACAAGGAUGCAAAGGAUAAAUACAGAGAUCUGCCAGCCUCUGUAAACUAUGCAUGCUCAAAUGCAGAUUGCACACCACUGGGCUAUGGGUCCUCAUGCAAUGGUCUCAGCCAUGAUGGUAACAUAUCAUAUGCAUUCAACAUAUACUUUCAAACAAUGGACCAGGAUGUUAGAGCAUGUUCUUUUGGAGGCCUUGCAAAGAUCGUGACGACAAAUGCAUCUCAAGGAGGAUGUGUAUUUCCAGUGCAGAUUCUGAGUGCUUCAGAAAGAAUGGUCCCGCUGAGACUUUUGGCAGUGUCCUUGGUUCUUUCUGUAGCUGUAUUUGUUCUCAUAUAGAGAGGGAGGACAGUACUGGUACAUCAAGUAGUCGAAGCUGUACAUGACAGAGGAAAUAGCGUAGAAUUGCGAAGGCAUUUUUGCCCCGUUGUAUUUCAAGAAUCAAGACAAAUCUGGUGGGUGAUUGAAGAUAAAGUUUAUUUCCAGUCGGCAAUCUUUUUGACAAAACCAGUCGAAGUCUUACAAGACAACAAAUGUAAAUUUCUGGAUAUUUUGCCACAUCAAUUGCCAAGCUGGCUGCUGAUAUUCUGCAGCAGCAUCCAGCACGACCUUCAGGCUUCUGGUCGAUACGAAAAACGUUGCUGAUACCUGCCUGUUUACUGGCCAAUAGUCGCCCGUGUAUGAAACGAGCAGUUUGCUUGGUUUUAACUAUCCCGUGUUUGCAGAUUUGAUCUUUUGAUGUGUGAACUUCACGAAAGAAAUAUAUACAUUCAGCAUUGCAGUCAUA
Brachypodium distachyon (stiff brome) is the source of this 2059-nucleotide messenger RNA. Its product is annotated as glucan endo-1,3-beta-glucosidase 8. The transcript has 2 exons. The record is from RefSeq and is a predicted model, not a curated record. Gene Ontology annotation, cellular component: plasma membrane. Gene Ontology annotation, molecular function: hydrolase activity, hydrolyzing O-glycosyl compounds. Bases 148 to 1611 code for a protein of 487 amino acids. NCBI's taxonomy places the organism in Eukaryota, Viridiplantae, Streptophyta, Magnoliopsida, Poales, Poaceae. Gene Ontology annotation, biological process: carbohydrate metabolic process.